AUGCCUCACGCCAAUAAACUGCCCGAAGUGGAGCACUUCGUGCCGGUCAAGCCUACUACGGAGAAGCUCGAUUAUGCCGAAGUCGUCAACCUUGACUUCUCGACCUGGGACCAAGGCCCAAAGGCCAUCCAGGCGCUGGCCAAACAGUUGAACUUUGCCAUGCGGACGCAAGGGUUCUUCCUGAUCGAGAACCAUGGGUUUCCAUCGAAGAGAUCGACCGACAGAAGGGCAGCUACCAGGGCUUCAAGCUGGCGCAACUACUGGACAAUCGAUCAGGGCGUCAAAGACCAGAUUGAGCAGUACAACUGGAACCGCGACCUCAGCCUCCGCGAGCACCCGUCAACGUUCCAACCCUUUGGGCCUGAGCUACCGGCCAACUUCUUCAUCGAAAAUCACAACUACGAGACGUUCGACGAGUCGUGGUUUCGUUAUAUGAUGUACUUCCACGACUAUAACCCGAGCGACAUAGAGAAGACGGGCGGCGUAUGGCUCAAAGGCCACUGCGACUUCGGCUCCGUGACCAUGCUGUUCAGCCAGCCUAUGGCCUCGCUCCAGCCCAUGAACCACUUCACGGGUAAGUGGCGCUGGGUGCCCUACAAGCCCGGUGCUAUCGUCAUCAACGCCGACGAGAUGAUGGAGUGGUGGGCUGGCGGCUACUACAAGGCCACCAUCCACCGCGUCUGCCAGCCCCCAGCGGACCAGCGUACCCAGAACCGCUGUGGCUUGUUCUACUUCGUCGUCCCCAACGAAGAGACUAAGGUCAACACACUGCUGGAAGAGUCGCCUGUCCUGCGUGCCGCCGGCGUUGAGAGGCGCUUCGAGCCCGGAACCGAACCCACCUCUGCCAUGUACCGCGGUGCUAGAAUCGGUGCUUAUGGCACAUCCAGCCUCUUCCAGGGAAAAGGCAGUGGCGUUGUUAUACACAGAUUAAGAGUGGAUCUAUCUGCUUGA
Cladophialophora psammophila CBS 110553 is the source of this 951-nucleotide messenger RNA. RefSeq lists its product as uncharacterized. The record is from RefSeq and is a predicted model, not a curated record. Lineage: Eukaryota; Fungi; Ascomycota; Eurotiomycetes; Chaetothyriales; Herpotrichiellaceae. Bases 1 to 951 code for a protein of 316 amino acids. Gene Ontology annotation, molecular function: dioxygenase activity. The transcript has 3 exons.